This is a messenger RNA of Onychostruthus taczanowskii (white-rumped snowfinch), 3219 nucleotides long. RefSeq names its product Sp2 transcription factor (gene SP2). Bases 196 to 2031 code for a protein of 611 amino acids. Lineage: Eukaryota; Metazoa; Chordata; Aves; Passeriformes; Passeridae. The transcript has 7 exons. Gene Ontology annotation, biological process: regulation of transcription by RNA polymerase II. Gene Ontology annotation, molecular function: RNA polymerase II cis-regulatory region sequence-specific DNA binding; DNA-binding transcription factor activity, RNA polymerase II-specific. The record is from RefSeq and is a predicted model, not a curated record.
UGGGAAGAUUUGGGGCUGGGAAGAUUUUGGUCGGAGCCGGGGAGAUCUCGGCUCUCUGGGCCCACCAGCUUUGAAGUUGGGCCCUGCCAAUUUUGGGGAGCUGUGCUGGAAUCCAGGAAAACGAGGGAAACCCAGGAAUGCUCCUUGGGGUUUCCCUUGGGAACCAUACAAAGACCAAACCCCGGGGAGGAGGUGAUGCAGCGUGGGGGGCAGCCCCGCAGCGUGAGCUCGAGGGACAGCAUGGCUGCCACUGCUGCUGUCAGCCCCAGUGAAUACCUGCAGCCCGCCGCCACCGCCGCCGCCGCCCAGGACUCCCAGCCCUCUCCCCUGGCCCUGCUGGCGGCCACAUGCAGCAAGAUCGGUCCCCCCGCCGUGGAAGCCGCCGCCGCGCCGCCGGCGCCUCCGCAGCCCGCCCCUCGCAAGCUGGUGCCCAUCAAACCCGCGCCGCUGCCCCUGGGCUCGGCCAAGAGCAGCAUCGGCAUCCUGUCCUCCAAGGGGAACCUCUUCCAGAUCCAGGGCUCCCAGGUGGGCGCCUCCUACCCCGGGGGGCAGCUGGUUUUCGCCAUCCAGAACGCGGCCGUGCUCAACAAAGGCUCGCGCUCCUCCUCCUCCUCCUCGUCCUCCUCCUCGUCCUCCUCGUCUUCCUCCUCCAACAUCCAGUACCAGGCGGUGCCGCAGCUGCAGCCCGGCGGGGCUCAGACCAUCCAGGUGCAGCCUAACCAGAUCCAGAUCAUCCCAGGCACCAACCAGGCCAUCCUCACGCCCUCCUCUUCCUCUCACAAGCCCGUGCCCAUCAAGCCGGCCCCGGCGCAGAAGGCGGCGGGAUCGGGAUCGGCCGGCGUGGUCAAACUGCCCGGGGGUGGCAACGUCACCCUGACCCUGCCCGUCAACAACCUGGUGAGCCCCGAGGCCGGGCAGGCCCAGCUGCUCACGGACAGCCCUUCCAAAGCCGGCAAGAAGCCUCGCAAAAAGGCGCCGUCCCCCGGGCAGCCCGCCGCCGUGGCCGUGGCCGAGCAGGUGGAGACGGUGCUGAUCGAGACCACGGCCGAGAACAUCAUCCAGGCUGGCAACAACCUGCUGAUCGUGCAGAGCCCCGGCUCGGGCCAGCCGGCCGUGGUGCAGCAGGUGCAGGUGGUGCAGCCCAAGCAGGAGUCGCAGGUGGUGCAGAUCCCGCAGCAGGCGCUGCGCGUGGUGCAGGCGGCCUCGGCCACGCUGCCCACCGUGCCCCAGAAACCCUCCCAGAACUUCCAGAUCCAGGCGGCCGAGCCCACCCCCACCCAGGUUUACUUCAAGACGCCGUCUGGCGAGCUGCAGACCGUGCUGCUGCAGGAGGCCUCCUCGCUGCCGGUGGCCCCGGCGCCGGGCGCGUCCUGCGGCAGCCCCGGGCCCGGCCGCAGGGCGGCCCCGCGCAAGGAGCGGCCGCUGCCCAAGAUCGCCCCCGCCGGGGGAAUCCUGAGCCUGAGCGCGGCGCAGCUGGCGGCGGCUGCGCAGGCCAUGCAGACCAUCAACAUCAACGGCGUGCAGGUGCAGGGCGUGCCCGUCACCAUCACCAACAGCGCAGGCCAGCAGCAGCUGACGGUGCAGAACGUGUCCGGCAACAACGUGACCAUCAGCGGGCUGAGCCCCACCCAGAUCCAGCUGCAGAUGGAGCAGGCGCUGUCCGGGGACAUCCAGCCGGGCGAGAAGAGGAGGAGGAUGGCCUGCACCUGCCCCAACUGCAAGGACGGCGACAAGCGGCCGGGCGAUCCCGGGAAGAAGAAGCACAUCUGCCACAUCCCCGAGUGCGGGCGGACGUUCCGCAAGACGUCGCUGCUGCGGGCGCACGUGCGGCUGCACACGGGCGAGCGGCCCUUCGUGUGCAACUGGGUGUUCUGCGGCAAGCGCUUCACGCGCUCCGACGAGCUGCAGCGGCACGCGCGCACGCACACAGGUGACAAACGCUUCGAGUGCGCGCAGUGCCAGAAACGCUUCAUGCGCUCCGACCACCUGACCAAGCACUACAAAACACACCUGGUCACCAAGAACCUGUAGGGGGGACAGCCCCCCCGGACCCCCGCCGCAGCACUCCGGGGAGGGACCCUGGCCGCGUCCCGGCCCUCCCGACCGCGCUCAGCACCCCCACAUCGGCCUGGGGGUGUCCCGGGGACCCCGGGGUCACCCAGAGCCCUCCUGGGACCUCGGGGUCGCCCAGAGCCCCCCUGGGACCUCGGGGUCACCCAGAGCCCCCUGGGACGCCACGGGUUUAGGGGUCACCCAGAGCCCCCUUGGGACCUCGGGGUCACCCAGAGCCCCCCUGGGACCCCACGGGUUUAGGGGUCACCCAGAGCCCCCUUGGGACCUCGGGGUCACCCAGAGCCCCCCUGGGACCCCACGGGUUUAGGGGUCCCCCAGGGCCCCCCUGGGACCCCACGGGUUUAGGGGUCACCCAGAGCCCCCCUGGGACCUCGGGGUCACCCAGAGCCCCCCUGGGACCCCACGGGUUUAGGGGUCACCCAGAGCCCCCCUGGGACCUCGGGGUCACCCAGAGCCCCCCAGACCAUCCCCUGUGACCCCACAGGCUCAGGGGUGACCCCACAGAUUUAGGGGGUGACCCACAGCUCCCCUGGGACCCCACAUGUUCAUGGGGUCACCCAGAGUCCCCCCUGUGACCCCACACGUUUAAGGGUGACCCCACAGGUUUAGGGGGUGACCCACAGCUCCCCUGUGACCCCACAGGCUCAGGGGUGACCCCAAAGGUUUAGGGGGUGACCUAGAGCCUCCCUGGGACCCCAUGGUUUAGGGGGUACCCCAGAGCCUCCCUGGGACCCCACAGGUUUAGGGGUGACCCCCAAGUUUAGGGUGUGACCCAGAGCCCCACCUGUGAGCCCCACAAGUUUAGGGGGUCACCCACAGCUCCCCUGUGACCCCACAUGUUCACGGGGUCACCCAGAGCCCCCCAGACCCUCCCCUGUGACCCCCCAGGUUUAGGGGUGGACCCCAGGUUUAGGGGGUGAACCCAGAGUCCCCCUGUGACCCCACAGGUUUAAGGGUGACCCCCCAGGUUUAGGGGUGACCCCCAGGUUUAGGGGGUGACUCAGACUCUCCCUGUGACCCCACAGGUUUAGGGGUGACCCCCAGGUUUAGGGGUGACCCCCCAUGUUUAUGGGUGACCCCCAGGUUUAGGGGGUGACCCAGAGUCCCCCUGUGACCCCACAGGUUUAAGGGUGACCCCCCAGGUUU